Messenger RNA from Penicillium hordei, 672 nucleotides. RefSeq lists its product as uncharacterized. Lineage: Eukaryota; Fungi; Ascomycota; Eurotiomycetes; Eurotiales; Aspergillaceae. The record is from RefSeq and is a predicted model, not a curated record. The coding region runs from base 1 to 672 and encodes 223 amino acids. The transcript has a single exon.
AUGCCGAGCGUGAAACCCAUCCUUCCUCCUCUCAAGACGCCAAAGACCGAGAUCUUCCCAUCGCAACUUCACAAUGGCUCUACAUCCAGUGUUUCCGACUACAUCAAGCAAGAGGAUCUAUCAACUCCUAUUACACCUCCGACAGCGUACACGGAAUUUCUCAAGGCCCUCACACCUGUCUUUACCGGACCCAUGAGCGCUGGUCUCGGCUUUCCCAAGUAUCUUGGUGACAAAGCCUCCAAUGCUACAUCACCCACCUCUCAACCCGCGAGCGCAUUCAGUGGGUCGACGUUUAGCGAUUCGGUCAGAUCCCCGACUGUAUCUUUGCCGCCACCCACGCCAAACUCAGCGGCACCAUCUCGAAGAAGUUUCCAUGGUCGCCGUCUUCGUAUCCAGUCGUCGCUGAAGUUCUCGCCAAGCGCAGACUCACCCCGAAGCGCAACACCCCAGAGCGCAACACCUUGGAGCGCAGCACCCAAGAGUGCGACGACUCUUCGGUCACCCUUCUCGCCGUCAGAUUGGACGCUACGCUAUUAUGAUUCGCCUCGCAGUGCGAAGCCUGUCAGCGUGAAACAGGUUGUCACGCGAACGGUGACCUAUAAGCGCACUCAGCUCGAAGCACCGCCGAAGGGAAAGCGGCGCAAGUGUCGCGAAGCCAAGGAAGUUGACUGA